Molecule: messenger RNA, 2947 nt
Organism: Anneissia japonica
Lineage: Eukaryota; Metazoa; Echinodermata; Crinoidea; Comatulida; Comatulidae
Product: tripartite motif-containing protein 2-like
Exons: 5
Coding region: 82-2382 (766 amino acids)
Biological process (GO): positive regulation of DNA-templated transcription
Cellular component (GO): nucleoplasm; chromatin
Molecular function (GO): ubiquitin-protein transferase activity; zinc ion binding; protein binding
Source: RefSeq, a predicted model, not a curated record
CAGAAUAUCAAGAAAGCAGAGGAAUAUCAGUUUAGAUCAGCUAUAGCUCAAAAACACUCAACCUAGCAUUUGAUAUUUCACAUGGCUACUGCAGGUAAUGCAAAGCAAUUUCUUGAGCAUUUGGAUGAGAAAGUGUUAGAAUGUCCACUCUGCUACGAAAGGCUUAAGGAUCCUAAAACACUUCCCUGCCUCCACACUUACUGCUUAUCAUGUCUCACUAAAUGGGUCAACGAGAAAGGUAGGCUACAAUGUCCAAACUGUCUCCAAUUCUAUGAUAUUCCCAAUGGUGGACUGAAAAAACUGCCUCCAAACACAUUCAUCAAUAAUCUACUGGAAUGUAUUGAGCAAUUUGAGAAUGCAGACAAGAUGAAAUGCUAUUGUGGCAAACACACUGCAGACUUCUACUGUCAGGAUUGCAUGCAGUAUAUAUGUAGUGAAUGUAAACACACUCAUGAAACUUUACCUGCACUGCUACAACACAAAUUACAUACAAUAGAAGAUAUUCAGUCGAUGACAAUAACACAGUUGUCUGCAUUACGUCCCCCGCUCUGUCCUGCUCACAAAAAAGAACUGGAAUUUUACUGUAACAUUUGUAAAGUUCCUGUUUGUAUGCACUGUACUGUCACUGAUCAUAAAGAGUUGGGUAGUAAGCAUGAACUUAAUCAUAUAUCUGAAGCAUUCAAGUUAUUCAAACAAACAUCUACAAAGUUGAAAAAUGAUGUUGAAGCCUAUAAAAACAAGAUUCAGGAGGCUCUUACUAAAGUUCAGCAUAAAAUUAUUAAACUUGAACAGUGUAGAGAAACAUGCAGAAAGGAUAUCAACAACUUUGUUGAAGACAUGAUUCAAAUGAUAACAGAAAAAGGUGAGGAACUUAACAGGAAUUUAGAUGAGGUGUACACAAAGAAGAAAACAAUUACAGAUACACAAACAGAUGAACUCAACACUAUUCUGCUGAAUGUUGAAACAAAAUGGGACUUUAUUGCUCAAUUACUAAAAAGCAAUGAAGCAACAGCUUUGCAGUCAAGUCAUAACACAAUUGCAGGUCUACAAGAAACAAUCCAGCAAUUACCAGGAACAGAACCAAAGGAUAAUGGAGAAAUGUAUGUUAACCUCAACAAAGAAUACAAUGCAAAGGCACUCAGACAGAAAGCAUUAGGUUUCAUUACUGAGAAAUGUUUAGAAAUGGUAAAUGUGCCCACAAUAUUACCCCAAGAACAAGAAUUUGAGUGUGAAAUAAUUCAACACAGUACUACUAAAAUAGAUAGUAAUUCACUAAAAGCUAUGUUGACAUCUCCUGGGGAGGAAACUUUUGGUGAUGAACCUAUUAGAGGAUCUCCUUUGAUAAUCACUGUACUCGAAAAGCCAGGUCUGGUGAAAACAAUAGAAACACAAGGAAAUAAGGCAUGUGAUGUAGUGAUGGCUGAAGAUGGUUGUCUGUUAGUGUCAGCUUUGAGCAAUGAAAUUCACAGGUAUAAACAAUCAGGAGAAUAUGCCAAUGGUGAUGUGGUCAAAUCAAUUGGUAAGGGAGUGUUAAAGAAUCCCUAUGGUAUUGCUGUAGAUGAGAAAUUAAAUGUAGUGUAUGCUGCAGACCGUAAUGAAGACUGUGUGUUCAUGUUUAACAUGGAUAAUGAUCAGAUGAUCAGAAGCAUUGCGUCAAGAGGUUACAGUGAAGGUGAAUUGUGGGCACCAUGGGAUGUUACUAUUACUAAUGAAGGACAUCUCAUUAUAGCAGACUGUUGUAAUAACAGAUUACAAUUAUUUGACAAUGAUGGCAAGUUCAUCAAGGUUCUUGUAGGUGGAGGUGAUCAGGAUGGUAAGGUGCAGUGUCCAUAUGCAGUGUUAAUAGAUAAGGAUAAUAACAUGCUUUUAACAAGUGAGACCAAACUACAGUUAUUCAACAGUGAUGGACAUUUCAUUAAAAGAAUUGAUCAAAAAGAAGAUGGAUUAAAUGGUCCUUUUGGAUUAUCAAUAGUUUCUUAUAAUCCAAGAAGAGUUGCUAUGUGUAUAAGAGACAGAUUGUGGGCACCAUGGGAUGUUACUAUUACUAAUGAAGGACAUCUCAUUAUAGCAGACUGUUGUAAUAACAGAUUACAAUUAUUUGACAAUGAUGGCAAGUUCAUCAAGGUUCUUGUAGGUGGAGGUGAUCAGGAUGGUAAGGUGCAGUAUCCAUAUGCAGUGUUAAUAGAUAAGGAUAAUAACAUGCUUGUAACAAGUGAGAAUAAACUACAGUUAUUCAACAGUGAUGGACAUUUCAUUAAAAGAAUUGAUCAAAAAGAAGAUGGAUUAAAUGUUCCUUCUGGAUUAUCAAUAGUUUCUUAUAAUCCAAGAAGAGUUGCUGUAGUAAAUUGUAGUGGUAGGAACAUUAAAAUAUUUAAUUACUGAAAUCAUAUAUAACAUACUUUUACUCAUCAAACCAUUCUAUUUUAGCUGAUGUACAUUAUGAAUCAAUUCCAUUAAAUAACAAAAAAAUGCAUUUUUAAACAAAAUUUAGAAUUCCAUAUUAAAUUUAUUGAAAGGAAAUAAAAUGCCCUUGCUAGGUACAUGAUUAAUGAAAAGUAAAUUAUUUGUUAAGUUUGAUUUCAUCAUACAGUAUUAGUUUCUUUCAUUUGACAGUGCUAAAGGACAGAUUUUGACCAUGUUAGCAUAUGAUUCAUGUAUACGUCUAUUUAGAUUUAGUACAUUAAUGUUUAAUUAAUAUAGUGAUCAUUUGAAAAUUCAAUCCAUUGUAUUGGUAUAUUACCAAAUAAAUGUUAAGUCAUUAAAAGAAAUAUUAUUAUUAAAGGUUGUAUUACACUGCAUGUAUACUUUAAUUGAAGGUGCCUACUUAAUUAUGAUGUUAUUAGACCCUAUAAAAAUAUUAUGUCUUUUAGUUUUUACCCUAUUUAGUCUGGAAAAUGUUAUGAGGGAGGCUUUUUAUUUAUUUAUUAUUUUGCUAAAACUAAAUAUC